AUGGCAUCAUUGGCAACCCACUUCACCACAUUCCUGUUCCUCUGCCCGUUGGGCAUUCGCCGCCUCCUCUGCACUUCCUCUCUCUACCUCAAUAACCCAUCUCUCUACAGAUCAAGAACAUGGUAUUUCUCAGACCCCAAAUGGAAAAACUUUGACUUUUUCACCCUCCUCAUUGCCCUACCCAUUGCCUCAUUCGCUGACUUCUUCUUCUUUCUCACCUUUUCCGGCCACCCAAUCUAUCGAUUCGGUUUCUUGCAACAAUCAGAAGUGGUUUCCGUCUUCUGGGUACUUAUCAUUCUCAUUCUUGUCCGAGAAUAUUACGACCCUCUUGCCAUUCCUGAGAAUUUCAUCUUCAUAUUUGCUGGGAUUUCAUUUCUUGUCGAGUAUUUGAUGAUCGGUAGAGGAAUCACAGGUCUUGGCGGUGUCGUCUAUGAAUUGUUAGGCGAAUUGACCCUUGUUUGUGCCACUUGCUGUUUGUAUCUGUCAAUUAGGCCAUCUGCUUUUUUCGCCGAGUUUUUGCUGUCUUCAGGGCUUGUGUUUAAGGGGACUUGGGCAUUGCAAGCUGGGUUGACUUUGUAUACAGAUUCAUUUGCAUUGUUGAGGUGUGAGAAAAUUUCAUUGUCUUCAUUGUCUCCAGCUCAGGGUAAUAGCAAUACUGAUGUGAAGUGCGAGCUUGAGGCGGAUAGGCUGAGGGGUAUUGCUUUGAUGAAUCUGUUGUUUGUUGGACAUGCAAUGGGGAUCGUAAUUGUGAGUUUUGUGUUGUUUGGGUUAUUACGUCGCAAUCAGAAAUUGAGGUUCGGAGAGGCAAAUGGGCCAUUGCUGGCACGGAUUGAAUCAGAGACUGUGCUGAUGCCUGCAGUUCCUGUAUUUGAGUUAGAGUGA
This is a messenger RNA of Cornus florida, 882 nucleotides long. RefSeq lists its product as uncharacterized. Lineage: Eukaryota; Viridiplantae; Streptophyta; Magnoliopsida; Cornales; Cornaceae. The record is from RefSeq and is a predicted model, not a curated record. The transcript has a single exon. Bases 1 to 882 code for a protein of 293 amino acids.